Phyllostomus discolor (pale spear-nosed bat) is the source of this 4641-nucleotide messenger RNA. It is a transcript of the gene LARP1, whose product is annotated as La ribonucleoprotein 1, translational regulator. NCBI's taxonomy places the organism in Eukaryota, Metazoa, Chordata, Mammalia, Chiroptera, Phyllostomidae. Bases 440 to 3862 code for a protein of 1140 amino acids. Gene Ontology annotation, molecular function: RNA cap binding. Gene Ontology annotation, cellular component: cytosol; cytoplasmic stress granule. The transcript has 23 exons. The record is from RefSeq and is a predicted model, not a curated record. Gene Ontology annotation, biological process: mRNA stabilization; positive regulation of translation.
GCCCGCCGCCUGCCGCGGAUCGCGUGGUCGGCUCGGCUCGCCGCGCCUCUCCCCCGUCCGUCCAUAUUGCAGUAGCCCCCGAGCCGGGAAGCUCGGGCCGUCCCGGCGGCGGGGGGGAGGGAGGGACGGGACGAGAAGCCCGCCAGGCUCCGGGUGGGGUUGCCUUCCUAGAAACGGGCGGGGGGGGACGCGCGCCAAGGAGGCCUGGACCGCAGAGUGGGGGGCCUUCCUCCCCCCCCCGCCCCGCCAGCGGGCCUCGGAUCUACAGCGGCUGCAUCCGACCGGGAGGGAGGCCGCGCCUAGCGUGAACCCCGACCCUUAGCAGGGACUGGGUCCCAGCGCCGCGGAGGAAGGCGUCGCGGGCGCUCUGAGAGCCAAGUUCGAGGCGGGGGAGGCCGCCUCUGUCGCGCCCGGCUUCUCCGGGGGGGCGGGCGCGCAGAUGGCCACUCAGGUGGAGCCGCUGCUGCCGGGAGGCGCCCCGCUCUUGCAGGCCGAAGAGCACGGGCUGAUGAGGAAGAAGCCGCCGCCGCCUGAGGGCAAGGGCGAACCCGGGGCGAACGACAUCGGAGGGGGGGAGCCGGACAGCAGUGGCCGCAGACUUCGGCCGCCUUGCGCCAAGCCACACAAGGAGGGCACCGGGCAGCUGGAGCGCGAGAGCCCGCGGCCUCCUCAGCCGCCCGGCGCCGAGGGCCUGGCCUUCAGCGACGGGGAGGAGGGCGGUGAGCCGGGCGCUGCCGGAGGAGUGGCCGCGGGCUCCGGGCGCCGGGACUUCGUGGAGGCCCCUCCGCCCAAGGUGAACCCGUGGACUAAGAACACGCUGCCGCCGGUCGUAGCCGCUGUGAACGGACAGUCCCCUCCAGACCACGGAAUCCUGCAUACGCACCUGGAGAACUUUCCUGCAGAGGACCCGCACACAUCCUUGGACAGCAGGAGUGUCUGUGGGCCUCUGGUGGCACGGCCUGGAGGGCCAGCCUCCACUCCUUUGGAAACAAUCAAACCUUCUGCUCCAGCCAAGGUGGUGAGGGCAGCAGUUCCCAAACAGCGCAAAGGCAGCAAGGUUGGUGACUUUGGAGAUGCAAUCAACUGGCCCACACCUGGAGAGAUAGCCCACAAGAGUGUGCAGCCACAGCCCCACAAGUCUCAGCCUGCCCGUAAGCUGCCACCCAAAAAGGACAUGAAGGAGCAGGAGAAAGGAGAGGGGAGUGAUAGUAAGGAGAGCCCGAAAACCAAAUCGGAUGAAUCAGGGGAGGAGAAGAAUGGGGAUGAGGACUGCCAGCGAGGGGUUCAGAAGAAGAAAGGGAACAAACACAAGUGGGUCCCAUUGCAAAUAGACAUGAAGCCUGAGGUGUCCAGAGAGAAACUGGUCUCACGCCCUGCCCGCCCACCAGAGCCAAGACACACACCUGCCAACCGUGGGGAGAUCAAAGGGUCUGAGCCUGCCCCCUACGUGCCUGUGCCUGUGGCCCCCCCUACCCCAGCCUGGCAACCAGAAACCAAACCGGAGCCUGCCUGGCCCGACCAGGAUGAGACAUCGAGUGUGAAGAGUGAUGGGGCUGGUGGGGCACGGGCUUCCUUCCGCGGCCGUGGACGGGGGCGUGGUCGUGGCCGGGGACGCGGCCGGGGUGGCGCUCGAACCCAUUUUGACUACCAGUUCAGCUACCGAAAAUUCGAUGGUGCAGAGGGGCCUCGAACCCACAAGUACAUGAACAACAUCACCUACUACUUUGACAAUGUCAGCAGCACUGAGCUUUACAGCGUGGACCAGGAGCUGCUCAAGGACUAUAUCAAGCGCCAGAUUGAAUACUACUUCAGCGUGGACAAUUUACAGCGAGACUUCUUCCUGCGACGGAAAAUGGAUGCUGACGGUUUCCUUCCCAUCACUCUUAUUGCUUCCUUCCACCGAGUGCAGGCCCUUACCACUGACAUUUCACUCAUCUUUGCGGCCCUAAAAGACAGCAAGGUGGUGGAGAUUGUUGAUGAGAAAGUUCGCAGGAGGGAGGAGCCAGAGAAAUGGCCUCUUCCCGGUCCCCCAAUAGUGGACUAUUCCCAGACCGAUUUCUCCCAGCUUCUCAACUGCCCUGAGUUUGUGCCCCGCCAGCACUACCAGAAGGAGACAGAGUCGGCGCCUGGCUCUCCUCGUGCAGUCACCCCAGUGCCAACCAAAACAGAGGAGGUCAGCAACCUAAAGACGCUGCCCAAGGGCCUGUCUGCCAGCCUGCCUGACCUGGAUUCUGAGAACUGGAUUGAGGUGAAGAAGAGGCCUCGGCCAUCCCCAGCACGACUCAAGAAGUCCGAGGAGCCCAGGUUCCUCCACCAGACCUCUCUGCCUCAGCAGCUGCCCUCUCAGCAGCUGCUGUCCAAGGAUCAGGAUGAGCAGGAGGAACUGGAUUUCCUGUUUGACGAGGAGAUGGAGCAAAUGGACGGACGGAAGAACACCUUCACCGCCUGGUCUGAUGAAGACUCUGACUAUGAGAUUGACGACCGGGAUGUCAACAAGAUCCUCAUCGUCACUCAGACUCCACCUUACAUGCGCCGGCACCCAGGGGGGGACCGCACAGGCAACCACACCUCCCGUGCCAAGAUGAGCGCUGAGCUGGCCAAGGUCAUUAACGAUGGGCUCUUCUACUAUGAGCAGGACCUGUGGACUGCAAAGUUCGAGCCUGAGUACUCCCAGAUCAAGCAAGAAGUCGAGAACUUCAAAAAAGUCAACAUGAUCAGCCGGGAGCAGUUUGACACACUAACCCCUGAGCCACCUGUGGAUCCCAACCAGGAGGUCCCUCCGGGGCCACCCCGAUUCCAGCAAGUUCCCACCGACGCCCUGGCCAACAAGUUGUUUGGUGCUCCUGAGCCCUCCGCUAUCGCCCGCUCUCUACCCACCACUGUCCCCGAGUCGCCAAACUACCGCAACGCCAGGACCCCCCGCACUCCCCGGACACCACAGCUCAAAGACUCAAGCCAGACUCCACGGUUUUACCCGGUGGUGAAGGAAGGACGGACACUAGAUGCCAAGAUGCCUCGGAAAAGGAAGACGAGACACAGCUCCAACCCGCCCUUGGAGAGUCACGUGGGGUGGGUGAUGGACUCCCGAGAGCACAGGCCCCGGACGGCUUCCAUCAGCUCCAGCCCGUCAGAAGGGACGCCUACGGUUGGCAGCUAUGGUUGUACCCCUCAGUCGCUGCCCAAGUUCCAGCAUCCUUCCCAUGAGCUGCUCAAGGAAAAUGGCUUCACACAACAUGUCUACCACAAGUACCGUAGGCGCUGCCUUAACGAGCGGAAACGCUUGGGCAUCGGCCAGUCUCAGGAGAUGAACACUCUCUUUCGGUUUUGGUCCUUCUUCCUCCGAGAUCACUUCAACAAAAAGAUGUACGAGGAGUUCAAGCAGCUGGCUCUGGAGGAUGCCAAAGAAGGCUACAGAUAUGGUUUGGAGUGCCUUUUUAGAUACUACAGUUAUGGCCUAGAAAAGAAGUUCCGGCUGGACAUAUUCAAGGAUUUUCAGGAGGAAACGGUGAAGGACUAUGAAGCUGGGCAACUCUAUGGGCUGGAGAAAUUCUGGGCCUUCUUGAAAUAUUCCAAAGCCAAAAAUUUGGACAUCGACCCCAAACUUCAAGAAUACCUCGGCAAAUUCCGACGUCUUGAAGACUUCCGAGUGGAUCCCCCCAUGGGUGAAGAGGGCAGCCACAAGCGACACCCAGUGGCAGCAGGAGGUGGCGGCGGUGAGGGCAGGAAGCGGUGCCCCUCCCAGUCUUCCAGCAGGCCCGCCACUGUGGUCAGCCAACCCCCCACACCACCCACCGGCCAGCCCAUCCGGGAAGAUGCCAAAUGGACAAGCCAGCACUCAGACGCACAGACUUUGGGAAAGUGAAAGAACCUGUCGCCCUGGGGGGGUUUGUGGGGGGUGGGAGUGGGCAAGACUCCGUGGGGGUGCCCAGUCCCAGGAGAGGGGACAGAGAAGGAGCAGGCCUGGAUUCACUGGGAUGGGCCUUCGUGCUGAGCAGCAGCGUGCACACCAUUUGGGCUGUCAGAGGUACCCCUGGGCAGGAGCCUCCACACGUCCCUUCCCCCUCCUCUCUUCAUGCCUCUUUGUCACAGCCUAGCUUCUUCUAAGGGGGGAGGGACGGGGGGAGAUUUUAUAUAUAUAUAUACAUAUAUAUAUACAUAUAUAUAUCAAGUUUUAAAUUAUUGAUAGUUCAUUUGGAUUACCAAAAUCACUCUAGCCCUGCCCACGGCAGAUAGGCCGCAACCCUGGUCCCUGCCCCACGGCCUCCUGCUCCCUCUCAAGCCAACUAUGCAGCCCACACGAAGGCCCGUGGGCACCAUCGCCCGGCACUGUCCCAUGGGAGGCUCUGGCAGCGCCCCUGGGCCCCACGGGCACUGGCCCCCUUGUCAUCUGGGGCUUUCCAUCGCCGUGUCCUCUACCCGCCGUCCCCACCAUGCCCUUCUGCCAUUUUCCGGGAGAAGGAAACCAAAGGAUCUGAACAUGGAGUUGGGGGGGGUUCCACCUCCCCGCACUCCUCUCUCCCCGUGCCCCAUACUCCCCAGCCCAGAGAGACGCUGCUCAUACCAGAAAAGACUAUUGAAAGAUGAUUUAUUUUAUUUUUCUCUGACCUUUCCAUCCUUGGGGAAGAAGGAAAAAAAAAAAAA